GGAAGCGCUGUGGCGCGCGGGCUGCUGGGAGCUCCACUCCAGCGCGCGCGCGCGGCCUUCUGGGGAUUGUAGUCUCUGAUCAGGAGGAGGAGGAGGAAGGGGGCGAUGAAGAUGGCGGCGCCGGCUCUGCCCGAGCAGCUACUACUGCCGUCGCCGCAGCAGCAGCAGAGGGGGGAGGAGAACGGCUGCGAGAACAGCCCCAGCUCGGGGGAAUCAGGCGAGGAGAAGGGCGAGUCAUCGUACCAACGCUCCCGAUGCAAGCUGGAGAACCUGCUGAACAAGAGCAUGCGCAUCCGCAUGACGGACGGGCGCACGCUGGUGGGCUGCUUCUUGUGCACCGACCGAGACUGCAACGUCAUCCUGGGCUCAGCCCAAGAGUACCUGAAACCCACAGAUUCCUUCUCCGCAGGAGAGCCCCGCGUCUUGGGCCUGGCGAUGGUCCCCGGGCAUCACAUCGUCUCCAUUGAAGUUGAGUUGGAGAGCUUGGCUUCCUUGCAGUACCUCUGAUAAGCCAGCAGAGAGCAGCCGGUCUCAACACUUGGGGAGAAAAACAGACCCGGCAACUUCUAGGGACUCUGUGGAGCCCGUAUUCCCCUCCCCUCCACACACACAACUUCUGGACUCUCCACGCUCCUGAUUUUGCCUGGACACUGGCUGCACUGGACUGGCUGUACUGGACUGAUUUGUGGUGGGCGAAAGGGCCCCCCCCCCAGGACUUUGGAAGCCUCCAGUUGCCAAGGAGUUUGCGUUUAAAGUUGUUCAUUAAAUCUAAUAAAACCUGGUGGUCGCCCU
Messenger RNA from Heteronotia binoei (common prickly gecko), 792 nucleotides. RefSeq names its product N-alpha-acetyltransferase 38, NatC auxiliary subunit (gene NAA38). Gene Ontology annotation, molecular function: RNA binding. The transcript has 3 exons. The record is from RefSeq and is a predicted model, not a curated record. Gene Ontology annotation, cellular component: NatC complex. NCBI's taxonomy places the organism in Eukaryota, Metazoa, Chordata, Lepidosauria, Squamata, Gekkonidae. The coding region runs from base 106 to 507 and encodes 133 amino acids.